This is a messenger RNA of Malus domestica (apple), 998 nucleotides long. The record is from RefSeq and is a predicted model, not a curated record. Lineage: Eukaryota; Viridiplantae; Streptophyta; Magnoliopsida; Rosales; Rosaceae.
AAACACAUGACAUUGACAAAGAGAAUUCAAGAACCUUGUAGGAGCAGAGUUUAAUCUGUCAUUUCCAGCUAAAUACCUCAUUUUUCUUGUUCUUUCAGUGAGGAAUGGAGAGGAAGCAAGAACGAGAGUGGGCCGAAGCACAAAAGAUUGUGAUAAGCAAAGACCUUGUGGCUGCAGCUAAACAGCAGCUAAAGUUUCUAGCGGUUGUUGAUCGAAACCAGCAUCUCUAUGACGGUCCUGCUUUGUACAAGGCCAUUUAUCGGUACAAAUAUUGUUGGCUUCCCUUACUUGCCAAGUAUGCUGAAUCUGAGGUUUCAGAAGGUCCUCUCGUCGUGCCUCUUGAUUGCGAAUGGAUUUGGCAUUGUCACAGGCUCAAUCCGGUGCGUUAUGUCACUGAUUGCGCAAAUCUCUGCGGAAGAAUCCUUGUGAACCACAACUUUGUAUCCUCCGUUCAGGGAACCUGCAAAAAGAAAACAGAAGAAAUUUGGAUCAAACUAUAUCCUGAAGAGCCAUAUGAGCUCGAUAUGAGUAGCUGCCUGUCACAUGGCAGUGCCAAAAAUUAUUAUGCAACUUCCGAAAGCACAAAGUAUAAUCUAGCAUCGGCUGUCAGAAGGCAGAUUCCUUUCUUUUACCAGGUGUCGAGAUCUUACAUGAAUGACAACCUCUUUCUCGAGGGAGCUGUGGACAGAUACAAAGGGUUUUUGCAUUUGAUCAAGAGAAAUAGGGAGAGGUCUAUUACGCGCUUUUGUGUUCCGACUUAUGACAUUGACCUCAUCUGGCACUCCCACCAAUUGCAUCCUGCUUCUUACUGUAAAGAUCUUGUGGCAAUAAUGGGCAAGGUGUUAGAGCAUGAUGACACAGAUUCUGACCGAACCAAGGGUCAAAAGCUAGAUGUCGGUUUUUCUGAGACCGCCAAGCAAUGGGAAGAGAUGUUCGGUUCAAGGUACUGGAGAGCAGGAGCAAUGUACAGAGGCAGUGCUCCAUCUCCGCUCCCCACC